Molecule: messenger RNA, 1378 nt
Organism: Microplitis mediator
Lineage: Eukaryota; Metazoa; Arthropoda; Insecta; Hymenoptera; Braconidae
Product: beclin-1-like protein A
Exons: 2
Coding region: 138-1154 (338 amino acids)
Source: RefSeq, a predicted model, not a curated record
UAAGUUUAAUCAGGUUUUAAAAAUCUAUUUUAAUACGAAAAUGUUGCGGUUAAGUUUAAGACUCAAAUUUAUUGUUAAAAAAAACUAAAUUAAAUAAAUUGACGUUAAAAUGUCUUUUUUGCGGACAUGGAUAUAAAAUGGAAAACGUGACUUUGGUGGAUUUUCUCAUUUGCUUCGGACGUUUAAUUUGGUAUUUAAUUGGCUUAUUUUUAGAAUUAUCUUUACUUACAUUUACAAUCUCAAUUACCGAGUUAUCUAAAUUCUCCUUAUCUGCCAGGAUAAUAAUAAUAUUUCUUUCAAUCGGUUUGAUGUUAAUGACAAUGUCUCCAAUACAAAACCCGAUUAAUUUGUAUGACGGAAUUGAAAAUGUCAACCGUCAGAAUAAAUUGUAUGAAACGUUUGAGAGGCAACUGUAUCAAGGAAUAUAUCCGCCAGUUAUUGGUGAUGAUUAUCCGAAAACAAUAGGCCGGAAAAUCAUGGAAAAUAAUUCACAUGAAAGUUUAAUGCUGUUUUCUGGUUCGUUGGAUGAUUUUAUUAAAACAGGACAAAGAAAUUCUGAUAACAACAACAAUAAUAAUAGAAAUGGUGAUGAGAAAGUGGAAUGCGUAUCAAUAAAAUUUCUCAGUGAGAAUAUAAGUCUCGAUCUCGAAAAAUCUACUCGUGUAAUUGAAAACAAGUUAUGUGAAAUGAAUAAAGAAAUAGAAUCCAAAGAAUUUAUUACCGAGACAGAAUUGUCAGAUGAAUUUCGAGUACGUGAUUCGUUUGUGAAUAAAAUUAACUGUGAUAUAAAUUCUUUAGUUGAAAAAAUAAUUGAAUUUGUCCAAGAAUUUACGCAAUCUUUUGACAGCACCGAGUAUGAAAUUUCUCAAAACUAUUCAAGUGACACUUUUGUUCAAGUUAAUGAGCUGCGCUCGGUCGUAAUGUCCACGGAAAUAUCUAAAAUUGUUUUAAAGUCAACUGUUGCUAGUGACAUAAAUAUAAAUAAAUAUAACAAUAACAAUGAUAAGAAAAAAUUUAUAAAUUCGGGUGGAGACGAUGAACAACUCGAAAAAGUUAUCGUUGUUAUUAAUCCAGACUCUACAUCAGAAAUAACUGAGGACACUGUUGUUAGCGAGAAAAGUUGGGAACAGUUUGAACGUGUCGAAGAAUUUUAAGUAACUUUGGAUUCAUAAAGGAGACUGGCUUUAUUUUUUAUUUAAAAUUUUAAAUUUUAAUUAAAAAACGAAAGAAAAAUUUCCUGCAUUGGAAUUAUUUUUUUUCAAAACCUCGGAGGAUACUUUCAAGCGGUGGAUAAAAAGUGCAUUAGCAUUAUUUGCAUUAAAAAGAAAACUUUGCGGAUGUGUAAUACAUAAAUUUAAAAAUAAAAAAUGCCUAAACU